ACUAAGUACUACUUAGAAUUAAUAUUUCUUAUUAUGUAAAAUUAUCUCCCUUAAAUUCUUGGGUAGAGUAAUAUGCUUUCUCUAUUAAAAAUGAUUGUAGUUUUGAUAUGAAAGGAUUAAAUUUUUCUGUUUCUUAUUGCUUUGUUUCUUAUUGUAUUUACCAGCCCUAUAUCCUCAUAAAAGUAAUAAAAUUAAUAUGCAACCCAAUUACCAAGGUGUAAGAAUUUCCACCAAUUAAAAACGUCUUUGCUGCAUUGAUUUGAAUUAUUAACUACGGUCGGCACUUAAUAAUUACCUACUCCAUGAUUUGCAAAAUCCUUUAUUGGCACUAAAACUUUCAUAGCCGCUAGAAUGCCACGUAUCAAAAAGUCAUCGCCCACCAUGAUGCCCAUAAAGCCUUUCCAGAAUAAUCGCACUUCUGAUCUUUUCCAUACUAUUUGCAAAAUCAUAUACUUGAGCUGUGCCACCAACUUCUGGUUCGAGGACAUAGAUUAUCCUGCAAUAUUUAUGAAAAUCUACAAUUCAACAUCUCGAGUCCUCGAAGUCACAGUAGCUGUGUUAAUCAUAUCCGAUUGGGGUGCUUUCUGGACGCAGCCAAAUUUAACUGAAAAGCAGAGCAAUGAUAGAAUGUUAUUCGCGUUUUCUCAUGUUGUUCUCUAUUCGGUUUAUUGCAGCGUUAUUUAUUAUAAGCGAGAAAUCAGAGAGUUGGUGAUGACACUGACUGUGAGAUUGAAGGAGGUUUGUUACGAUGGAUCGAUCGAGAAGAUGAUGCUUAGAACAACGUUUCGGUAUACGACGGCGUUUGUUUUUGUAUGUAGCUCUACGUUGUUUUCUUUUGGGAUUGGAAGUGGAUUUCAGGCGCUUACAACAAAUGCGACUUUCACCACCAUAAUACCUAUAUGGCCCGACGUAGAAGACCGAAGACUUGUCGCCGGAGCUGCUCGCAUAAUCCUAUACAUCGUCUGGUGGAUUUUCCUGGUCCGGUUCAUCUCCGUCUACAUCAUACUUCUGAUUAGCACCAUUGGUAUUGCGCACCAGUUUAAGAAUCUGUGCAAAUAUUUUGAAGACCUGACCGAUAUCUUUGAAGGUAGUGGCAGUCAGGAGGAGAAGGAGAGGAGAUAUGAAAAUGCUUUUAAAGUUGGGAUUAAAAUGCAUUCUAUCACGCUAUGGUGCAUGCGGCAGAUACAGCUAGUGGGCGGCGUGGCGUUCAGCGGGCAGGUUAUCAUCAACGUCAGUGUACUCGGCCUACUCAUGAUUCAGAUGAUGUUCACAGAAAGGACACUGAUCGCGGUGAUGCCGAUCAUCUUUAUGGUGUCGUCGGUCCUGGUCGGCACUGGAGUAUUCUUAUGGAACGCUGGAGACGUCACCAUCGAGGCAUCUCGUCUGCCAGCAGCCAUGUUCCACUCGGGCUGGCACAACUGCACGAGGCAGUCCUCGGUGCGCGUACGCAAGCUGGUCACUAUCGCCAUCGCGCAAGCACAGAAACGAGUACGGAUUAAAGGGCUCGGAUUCAUCGAAUUAUCAUAUGAAUCUUACGUUACGAUUGUUAAGUCAUCAUACUCUCUAUUUUCAGUAAUAUACUAAAUAUUUAAUUUAAUUUACAUGAAGAAUCUUUCAUCACUGUUCAAAAACGCAAAUUUUACAGAUGGAAACUUCGUCACAAUUAUAACCAUCUGGCCCGAGGUCCACGACCAGUCACUCCUCGCGGGAGUGGGUCGCGUUGGAAUCUACAUCCUCGGGUGGCUGUGGAUGCUCCGAAUAACCAUCGCCUAUCUCCUAGUCAUCCCUGUCAACACAUCCCUCAGCCAUCAGUAUAUGAAUCUGCAGGUGUACUUUAAGAGUAUCGCGGGUACAUUUGAUGAGAGGAUCAGUCAAAGUGAGAAGGAAGAGAAGUUUGAGCGAGCUCUUAAGCUUGGUAUAAGAUUGCAUGCUACCACCAUUUGGUGCGCACAACAAGUGCAGAGAACUUGCGGAGAUGUAUUCAGCGGACACAUCAUCGUCAACAUUUGCGUGCUUGUGCAGCUCAUGUCGCAGUUUCAGAAUUCCGACCGUACCCUGAGUCAAAUGAUGCCUAUAUUAACUACCUUCGCGAGCAUGCUGUUCAGCACAGGAGUCAUCAUGUUGAGCGCGGGAGACAUCACCGUUGAGGCAGAGAAUUUACCGACGGCCAUCUUUCAGUCAGGAUGGCAGAACUGUACGAAUCAGUCUUCAUAUCGUAUCCGACGACUAAUGCUGAUUUCUAUGGCCCAAAGUCAGAAACCUGUCAUCAUGAAGAGUUGUGGAUUCAUAGAACUCUCUUAUCAAUCUUAUUUAUCGAUCGUGAAGGCAUCGUACUCCUUAUUCUCCGUUUUGUAUUAAUCAUUUAAGUUUAUUAAUAAGGUACAUAUUGAUAGCGUACUUACCUAAUAUUAGUAGUAAUUAUAAAUAGUACCUAAUUUUAGUAGAACUUAUAAAAGAUGUAGUAAGUAUUGGAAAUGAACACAACUGUAAAGGUUUGUAUCCAUAAGCAGGUAGUAUUUUAUCUGCCACCAUCGAUUUAAUAUACAAUAUAUAUUAAGACAUCGAUUUAACAUACCAUAUUAUGGUAUAUUAAAUCGAUGUCUGCCACAGAUAAACAAACCGGCUAGUAGUGUUGUUACCAACCUAACAAAAUAUUGAAAUAAAAAAGUAAUGUAUAAGAUGUUUGUUUUAUUUAUAUCUGUUCAGGUACCUAGUAAUUAUAUAAUACGUAAUCCCAACAGAACAUUAAUGUGAAAAUGGGAGUCAAGUUCACUAAGAAUAUUUCCUUGCCCUGUCGAUUUGACCAGAUUUCUAAAGGUGCUCCCACACUGGCUGUUAUAUAUAACGUAACGCUAUACACCGUGAUCUUGUUAUCACUGACCAAAUUGAAACAUAAGCAAGUGCAUGAAAAAUAAUGAUACACGUGUUUUCUCUUUUCAUAUCAUCUAGUACAUUUUUUUGAGAAAUGGAACCACAAACUUUGUGGCUAACUACGUGCCCACUGCCAACAAGUCCUCUACAGUAGGUAAGAAAAAUCUGCGUACUGUAAAAGGGGUGCCGCCUAAAUUGUGGUAAAGAAUAAACGCAGACGUAUAUUUCUGAUUCUAUAUACCUAAAUUAGAAUUAAGACAUGUUAAAAUUGAUUAUGAGCCUUGUAGCUUGAAAUAAAGGAAUUUUAUUUUAUUUUUAUUAUUUAUUAUUUAUAUUUUUUCAUCCAUCAACAAGAUCACAAACAUCGACUACUCUUAAUGGUUGCCACCUUCGGAAUGCCCGAUUGCCCGCCUGCAGUUAUCUAAUCAUCUAGCAGGGCUAUAGUUCUGAAUUCAAAUACAUACUCGUUGCCAGUUAUCGACCAAAAGACUUUGUAGGUUUCAAACCUUCAUAUUACCUAUAUGGGAAUAGGUAAUGCGACAAACGCGUAUAAAAAAAACUAUUUCAGUGAUAUUUUUUUACAGUAAUAACACAUUUAUACAAAUGGGAAUACAAAAUUUUAGAAGAAAACGUAAGUACCUAUAGGAUAGUAUAAAACGAUAGUUCUAAAAUAAAUGCCUUUUAAGUCUGCAAUGACAGUUUGGAAUAUAUACUGGAAUUACGUAAACAAAAAUACACAAAAAAUAUUGUAUAAAAUUAUAUCUUAAAAGUAAUAAGUGGCUCUUGAUUUUUAUAUAAUUGUUUUUUAUUGCACUAGUUUGACAUUAUGCUUAUGAACGUAAAUUCAUGACACCCUGUUUUGUAAAUUCAAAUUAAGUUGGCAUUAAUCCUACGUAUUUCUGUACUGUAUCGCGCUUGCAUUACACCGCCACGGCUGCUGAAGUGGUGGAGUAUGUACAACAGAAGACCGGCUACACGCUAAGGGUGUUCCAGCUUUGAUCGCGCCACUACGUGCACUCUAACUCUUUUAUUAUUUAUUUAAACUUUAUUGCACAAUACAUGAAGAGUACAAAUGCCAGAAGGCAUUCUCUACCAGUCAACCAUGACACCAUGAGCCAAACCGAAAGAUCUUAGUGGUCUUUUUUGUGGUGCGCGUGCCGCAACCGCUGCAGGGGCAGUGUUGGCCGAACGUUAAUGCAAUUGACGAUUAAACAUUACACAUUGCAAAGAUUCAUUAAAAUUAACCAAUAAAAAUGCAGGAAAUUAAUGAUAAAUUGCAUUGAACAUUAAUUUGCAUUAACAUCAAUCUAUCUUGAACAAUUAACAAUAAAAAAUAUUUAAAAAAAUUGCGUCGGGUGUUAGGAACAGCAGGUCUUCUGGUGGUCCCGAGUAUCAGUGCAGAGGGCAUCGGUGAAUUAUAUAAUGCUCCAUAGUCUGGAUUUCCUUGCCACACUCGCUCACCGCAGAAUCUUUCCAACCCUAUUUAUGCAGAAAAUUCAAAAUUGAAAAAUUUAUUAUGCAAGUAAGCCUCUUUUACAUGUCAAUACAACAUCUAUAUGUAUAGUGACAUGAAAAAUACAUAACAACAUAUAAAUACACCAGCCAAUACCUGGGUAAACAUUAUAAUAAUCUUAAAAUAAAUAAUUAGGUCCUACAAUACAAUAGAGAUGUAUAGUCUCUAUGGUUAAAAAGAAAGUAAUUGCAGCGACCGUCAUUUUAUAAAAGGCGUCCAAGGGAUCAUAGGUCUGCAAGGCUAAACUUACUCGUAUCGUAUAUAAGUUUUGAGUAUAUUUUACUCAUCCUCCUUAUGAACCCUGACAGUACCUAUACCUUAGUGGAACUCAGAUUUGAGUCAACAUAGGCAUACGCUGUUUUGGUCAUCCGAAUUGUCUUAAUGAGCACUUGGAAGAGCAGUACCCAAGAUACAGCUGAUGCUGAACCCUGGCAGUACUAAUGGAACUAAAGUUUGGUGCAACAUAGGCACACGCUGGUUUGGUCAUCCGACACAUCUUGAUAAGUACAUGGGAGAGCAGUAUCCAAGAUACUUAGAGCUGAUGCUGAACCCUGGCAGUACCAGUGGCAGUAUAGUUGACUCACAGCUACAAUUUAAAACCCAAAACAUGCCUAGAACUUCCAAAAUUAUUUUAGUAUAUUUGACAUGAAUUUUGUUAAAUUUGAAGUUUUUGAAAGUUACGUUUUUUUUUCUUGCUUGAUUUAGGACCGAGAACUUCGAUAACUCUGGAGUUUUAUUAACAAUAGAGCAAGAGCUAUCGUUUAUAGCCAAAUAUAUAUCUGUGCCUUGUUAAAUUACAUCAGCAUGGCAUGUGUGAAGUUAGCAUAUCUAAGAAUUUAAAAAUAAUUAAAAUCCGUAAUUAAUGGUCUCAGUAAUGCCUUUUUUGUG
This is a messenger RNA of Cydia pomonella (codling moth), 5272 nucleotides long. RefSeq lists its product as uncharacterized. The transcript has 13 exons. Gene Ontology annotation, molecular function: odorant binding; olfactory receptor activity. Gene Ontology annotation, cellular component: plasma membrane. The record is from RefSeq and is a predicted model, not a curated record. Gene Ontology annotation, biological process: sensory perception of smell; detection of chemical stimulus involved in sensory perception of smell. Lineage: Eukaryota; Metazoa; Arthropoda; Insecta; Lepidoptera; Tortricidae.